GGGUAAUGAUAUAUUAGGUGGUCUACAUACAAGAAUUAAUACAAGACAAAUAUUAAGGACAAGCAAAAUGGUUGAAGAGUACUCUGGGAUGCUUCUACAACCACACAAGGCUCUUGUUGGUGCUAAUGCUUUUCUUCAUGAGAGUGGAAUUCAUCAGGAUGGGAUGUUAAAACAUAAAGGCACAUAUGAAAUAAUAUCUCCUGAGGAUAUUGGUCUUGAAAGAUCCCUUGAGGCUAGUAUUGUAUUAGGGAAGCUUAGUGGACGCCAAGCAUUGAGAAAGAGACUUGAAGAGCAUGGUUAUAUAUUAAAGGAUGAUGAACUUGAGACUCUGUUUUGGAAAUUCAAACUAUUGGCCGGGACGAAAAAGAGAGUAACCAAUGCAGACCUCAAGGUAUUGAUGUCAAAUGAAGCAUACCAAGAUGAACUUGUCUACAAAGUAGCGUGA
Messenger RNA from Vicia faba (fava bean), 445 nucleotides. The record is from the annotation of a GenBank genome assembly. Lineage: Eukaryota; Viridiplantae; Streptophyta; Magnoliopsida; Fabales; Fabaceae.